UAAGAGUUACUGUGAAUACAAUAAAUGAAGAACAAGAAUUCAUAGAAGAAUCAGACAAAGAUACAAAUAUAGAAGUGAGCACUGGAAGAGAUUCAGAAUUAUCAUUAUUAGAAUCAACCACUUUUAAUCCUAUUCAAAAUAUUUAUCCACUCCAUAGAGAAUAUACGACACUUCCCCAUGAACUUCAACUAGGCAUUGUAUCACCACUUUUGCUCUUUCAGUUAUUUUUUACCAAUGAGCAGUUGUGUUUAAUGGUCGAGAACACUAAUACAUAUGAGCAAGUAAAGGGUAGAGUAGGUGGUUGGGUUUGGAAUCCAUUAACUUUGAAUAAACUAAAGAUUUGGCUUGGACUGAUAAUUUACAUGGGAGUUGAUCAUAUUAACGUGAUGGAUGAUUUGUGGAAUCAAGAAGAUAAAAGGGCGAACCAUGAAAUUAAAUGGUUUAUGUCUCUAUAUAGGUUCUAA
Dentiscutata heterogama is the source of this 464-nucleotide messenger RNA. The record is from the annotation of a GenBank genome assembly. NCBI's taxonomy places the organism in Eukaryota, Fungi, Glomeromycota, Glomeromycetes, Diversisporales, Gigasporaceae.